AUGCUUCCCAGAGGCCUGUUCUUGCUGGCGUGCAUGCUGGUGGCGUGCGGGAGCGUGUUGGGAGACCCCGAGCACGAUGCACCCCCCGUGGAGCUGACAGACGCCCUUGAGAAGGCAGAAGGCUCGGGAAAGACGGGGCCAGAUACAGAGGCGGGAUCGAAAACCGUGAUGGAACAUGUUACCGUGGAAAAAACCAUUGGUGAUAAGAACGGAACAGACUUUGGAACCAAAGAGCAAGAGAACAAGACUUUCAUAAAAACCAUUGGUGAUAAGAAUGGAACAGUUAUAGAAACUAGUAAAGAGCAAGACAACAAGACCUUGGAAAAAGCCAUUGGUGAUAAGAAUGGAACAGUUAUAGAAACUAGCAAAGAGCAAGACAACAAGACCUUGGAAAAAGCCAUUGGUGAUAAGAAUGGAACGGCUAUAGAAACUAGUAAAGAGCAAGAUAACAAGACCUUGGAAAAAGCCAUUGGUGAUAAGAAUGGAACAGUUAUAGAAACUAGUAAAGAGCAAGAUAACAAGACCUUGGAAAAAGCCAUUGGUGAUAAGAAUGGAACAGUUAUAGAAACUAGCAAAGAGCAAGACAACAAGACCUUGGAAAAAGCCAUUGGUGAUAAGAACGUAACAGGUUUGGAAACUAGUAAAGAGCAAGAGAAUAAAAUUUUGGAAAAAACCGUUGAUAAAAAUGGAACAGUUCUGGAAACUAAAGAGCAAGAGAACAAAAUCUUGGAUAAAGCCAUUGGUGAUAAGAACGGAACCAUUGUUCAAACUAAAGAGCAAGAGAACAAAACUUUGCAAAAACCCGUUGGUAAUAAAAACGGAACUGAUAUAGAAAUUAGUAAAGAACAAGAAAAUAAAACCUUGCUGCAAGUAGUGGGUGAUAAGAUCGGAACAGAAGAGAACAAAACUUUAGAAAAAACCGUUGGCGAUAAGAAUGAAACCGUUGUUGAAACUAAAGAGCAAGAGAACAAAACAGUACAAAAACCCGUUGGUGAUAAAAACGGAACAAAUACUGAAAUUAGUAAAGAGCAAGAGAACAAAAUCUUGGAAAAAACAGUUGAUAAGAACGGGACAGCUUUGGAAACUGAAGAACAGAACAAAACCUUGCCAACAAUCCCUGGUGAUAAAAACAGAACAUUUGUGGAAACUAAAGAGCAAGAGAACAAAACGGUACUUUCGAGGAAUGAAACGGAAGUGGAAACUACAGAACCAGAGGGGAAAAUUGUAUCAUCGGAGAACAUAAGUACCGGGAACGAAACAGAAAAUGUUGGAAACGAAAGUGAAAGUCUACAGAACAAAACAGUAUAUCUGGAGAACAAGAUAGCGGAAAUUGAAAACACCGCGAUGGAGAUUGAGGAAAAAACUGUAAGUCUCCAGAAACAAACUGAAGAUCUCAAUAGCCAAACUAUAUUUCUGCAGAACCGAACAGGAGGUCUAGAGAAAAAGUCGAUGGAACUGAAGAAUAGGAUGCUGGGACUAGAAAACAAGACUGUGGGUAUUGAGAAUGAAUCAGCAGGUUUGCUAAGGGAGACUGACAUUCUGGGACGCGCAAUGAUGCGUAUGGACUGGGAAGCCGCGGAGAUUGAGAACAAGGCUGUGGGUUUGCAGGAAAAAACAGGAAACCUCCAGAACAAGACCGGAGACCUACAAGAACGAACUCAGGGUCUGCAGGUCCAGACAAAAGCUCUACAGAACAAGUUGGCGAACUUAGAGGAUAUGAUGGUGCAACUGGGAAACAAGACAGUAGAUAUUGAAAACCAAACAUCAGGUCUGCAUACCGAAACCUUGGAUUUGCAGAACAAAGCACAUGACUUGGAGGACAAGAUGACAGGUCUUUAUAACUUGACACUACAGAUGCAGAAGCAAACCUCACAGCUGCAGAACAAGACGACUGGACUGCGGAACAAGACAGUUGGUUUGUAUAACAAGGCAUCAGGCCUGAAGAACAAGACUUGGCCUACAAAUGAGGAUUUGUGGUCUCCAAAAGAAGACAGUAGGUCUGUAAAACAAGACAGCCGGCCUCGAAAACAACAACGUGGGCCAUCAAAACAACAGUACUACUGUGGAGAGCCUAACUGCUGUGGCGCAAUGUUCGACACAAGAAGGCAGACUCAGUAA
Scylla paramamosain (green mud crab) is the source of this 2118-nucleotide messenger RNA. RefSeq lists its product as uncharacterized. The transcript has a single exon. The record is from RefSeq and is a predicted model, not a curated record. Bases 1 to 2118 code for a protein of 705 amino acids. Lineage: Eukaryota; Metazoa; Arthropoda; Malacostraca; Decapoda; Portunidae.